Pygoscelis adeliae (Adelie penguin) is the source of this 4549-nucleotide messenger RNA. RefSeq names its product early endosome antigen 1 (gene EEA1). NCBI's taxonomy places the organism in Eukaryota, Metazoa, Chordata, Aves, Sphenisciformes, Spheniscidae. The record is from RefSeq and is a predicted model, not a curated record. The transcript has 30 exons. Gene Ontology annotation, cellular component: early endosome. Gene Ontology annotation, biological process: endocytosis. The coding region runs from base 1 to 4263 and encodes 1420 amino acids. Gene Ontology annotation, molecular function: 1-phosphatidylinositol binding; metal ion binding.
AUGCCAAAUUUCAAAGCCAUUUCGUACUAUGGACACAUAAAUGAAAAUGAUCUAAUGGAUGUGACCAAAGAUGUCACUGCUCAUCAGCUGAAGCCAUUACCAACUACUCCAGGUAGAGGUGGGUCUCAGAGCUCAGAUUCGGAUUCAUCUGCCACACCAGGAAAUGCCGUGGACGUGAACAACGAAGGUUCCUCCGAGGGCUUUAUUUGUCCUCUCUGUAUGAAGUCUCAUGGAUCAGCUGAGGAGCUGUUCAAGCACUAUGAAGCAGUUCAUAAUUCUGGCAUUGAUUCAACUCAUGGAGGGGAAGGUCAUCUGUCACCGGAAAGAGAUGAAGUAUCACUGCUCCGACAAGAAGUCCAAGACUUGCAAGCUUCGCUAAAGGUUGGAAAUGUAUUUUACUUGCACUUGUCAAAAAAGCUAGAGAAAUUGCAGGGGCAGCGGCUGCAAGAUUCUAAGUCUGAUGGAUUGACAACGGCUACAUCUACAGAAUCAUUAGAACGACAACUAGAAGAGAUCCAAAUAGAAAAUUUUAACAUUAAGCAAAUGAAAGACUUAUUUGAGCAAAAAGCGGCACAACUGGCCACUGAAAUUGUGGAUCUUAAAUCAAAGUAUGAUGAAGAAAUCAGCCUUCGGGAAGGUGCAGAACAGAAAGUGACAAACUUGACACAAGAACUGCAGAAGGAGAGAAGUACAGUGGAAGACUUAAAGACAGAGCUGCUACAAAGGCCUGGUGUGGAAGAUGUGGCCGUCCUGAAAAAGGAGCUGGUCCAAGUUCAGACGCUGAUGGACAAAAUGACGCUGGAACGUGAGAGAGAAUCUGAAAAGCUGAAAGACGAGUGCAAGCACUUGCAGGCAGAGCAGGCUAAUUCGGAGGCUACCAUUAACCAGUUAAGAGCUGAACUUGCCAAAGGACCUCAGGAGGUAGCUGUGUAUGUUCAGGAGCUGCAAAAACUUCAAAGUUCAGUCAAAGAGCUAGAACAGAAAAACCAGAGUCUGACUGAGAAGCUGCUGAAGAAAGAACAGGACUACACCCAGCUAGAAGAAAAACACAAUGAAAUAUCUGUGAGUAAGAAGAAUGUGCAGGCAAGCUUUCACCAGAAAGACCUGGACUGCCAACAGCUUCAGGCAAAGCUGUCUGCAUCUGAAGCCUCCAUACAGAGAUUACAGACAGAGCUAGGUGAGAAGGGGGAAGCAAGCCAGAAACUUAAAGAGGAGUUGUCUGAAGUAGAGACAAAGUACCAGCAUCUCAAGGCGGAAUGUAAACAGCUCCAGCAGCAGAGGGAGGAAAAAGAGCAGCAUGGCCUGCAACUCCAAAGCGAACUGAGUCAGUUGCACAGUAAACUUCUAGAAACAGAGCGCCAGCUAGGGGAAGCACACGGGCGGCUCAAGGAACAGAGGCAGCUGUCUAGUGAGAAACUGAUGGACAAAGAGCAGCAGGUGGCUGAUCUGCAGUUAAAACUUUCUCGUGCUGAAGAGCAGCUAAAGGAAAAAGCAGCAAAUUCCACAGAAUUGCAACAUCAAUUAGAUAAGGCAAAACAGCAGCACCAGGAACAGCAGACACUUCAGCAAAAUACUACAGCAAAACUACGAGAAGCCCAGAAUGAUUUGGAGCAAGUACUACGACAAAUUGGAGAUAAGGACCAAAAAAUUCAAAAUCUUGAGGCUUUGCUUCAAAAAAGCAAAGAAAACAUCUCUCUGCUAGAAAAGGAAAGAGAGGACUUAUAUGCAAAAAUUCAAGCUGGUGAAGGAGAAACUGCAGUUCUUAACCAGCUACAAGAGAAAAACCAUGCAUUGCAAAUACAGGUAACUCAGCUGACAGAGAAGCUGAAGAAUCAAUCAGAAAGUCAUAAACAAGCCCAAGAGAAUUUGCAUGAGCAAGUGCAGGAGCAAAAGGCACAUCUAAGAGCUGCUCAAGACCGUGUGCUCUCCCUGGAAGCAAACAUCACUGAACUAACCAGCCAGCUCAAUGAAAGUAAAGAGAAAGUUUCACAACUUGAUGUACAGGUAAAAGCAAAGACUGAUUUGCUACUUUCAGCAGAAGCAUCGAAAGCUGCUCAAAGAGCAGAUCUUCAGAAUCAUCUGGACACUGCCCAGCAUGCACUGCAAGAUAAGCAACAGGAGUUAAAUAAGGUCAGCGUUCAGUUGGAUCAGGUUACAGCGAAGCUGAAUGAUAAGCAGGAAUACUGUGCUCAGCUGGAAGCCAAUCUUAAAGAGUACAAAGAGAAACGUCUUUAUUUAGAACAGAAAACUGAAGAGCUAGAGGGACAGCUUAAGAAACUUGAAGCUGACAUUCUUGAUGCUAAAGCAAGCAAAGAACAAGCUCUUCAGGAGUUACAGCAGCAGCGACAGCAAUCUACAGAACUAGACCUCCGAACAGCAGAACUGACUAAACAACUUGAAGCAGCAACAGAAGCGCUAUCUAAUGCUAAAUUGGAUUUGCAGAAGAAAUGUGAGGCCCUUGAACAAGCGAAACAGCAAAUUUCAAAGCAGGAGGAGGAAAAGGCCAGCCUCAAACAAAACCUUGAGAAAUCAAAUCAAGAUACAAGUGAACAACUCAAGGAAUUGGAUUGUAAAAUGCAAGCAGCAACAUCAGAGCUGCAACAAGUGAAAUUAGAGAAGGAUACUCUAUUAAAAGACCUUACAGCUACCAAAGACAAGCUCUCAAAAAAUUCUGAAUCCUUCAAAAAAAGAAAGGAGGAAUUAGAAAAAGAAAUACAAAAAGGAAAAGCAGCUGUGGCAGAAAUGGAAAAAUCUUGCCAAGAAGUAAAACACCAGCUCCAGGUACAAACAGAGUCUGUAGCUAAAGAGAGGAAUGAAUUGAAAAACUCACUGGAAAAAAAGGAGGGGAUUUCUAAGCAGUUGUCGAUAGAACUUGAUUCAGCACGAGCGCAAGUACUGGAAAUUCAGGGUCUUCUGAAGGAGAAAGAAAAAAGUGAACAACAUCUUCAGGGAAAGCUGAGAGAGUUAAAGGAAUCUUUUGAGCAGAAGAAAAAACAUAGUGAGACACUGCAAGCUGAAUUAAAAACUGCCCAUUUAGAAAAGGCAGAACUGGAGAAUAAACUACAACAGCAGUCUAUUUUGUCAGCACAGGAGCUUAAAGCAGAGAAAGUCAAGCUAGCAGACUUACAGAAGGCCCAUGAAAAACAUAAGGAAAACAUGGAGAAGCUGCACCUUAAGUCCACAGAAGAAAAACUUGCUCUAGCUCAAGAAGAAUUAGUUUCCAGCAGAAAUCGAAUUGCUAGCAAUAAUCAGCAGAUUCAGGAACUGAAGAAAGCGAAGUCUGCACUGGAGCAGGAUGCAUCAAAGAAGGAGCAGCAGCUGGGCGAGAAGACCAAAAUGUUACAGGAUCUUCAGAAUGACAGGAUUUUGAAAGAAAAAGACUUGGCUAAUGAAAAAUGUAAAACAAUAGAGCUCCAGGAAAUAAGGAGUAGACUUGAAAAAGAAAGCGUCAAGCUGGGUGAAGAGCUUAGAGCCUGCAAGCAAGAAUUUGAGAAGGAGGUGGCAAAUCUCAAAGAUGCAAAACAGCUAUUGAUUCAACAGAAAUUAGAGCUGCAGGGCAAAAUAGAUAAUAUGAAUUCAGCUCUGGAACAGGAGAAAAAAAACCAUCAAGUUGUCAAAGAUCAGCUGAAGAAGAGAGAAGAGGAGCUGAAGAAAGAAUGUGCUGAAGUUGAAGCUAAACUGCACACAGAGAAAAAAGAGAAGGAAGAAGAAAACCGGAAACAUGAGGAAAAGGAGACCAAGCUCACCAUGCAGGUCACAGCUCUGAAUGAAAACCUGGCUACCAUGAAGAAAGAGUGGCAAAGCAGUCAGAGGCGAGUGAGCGAGCUGGAGAAACAGACGGAUGAUUUACGCGGGGACAUUGCUGUCUUGGAAGCAACAGUGCAGAAUAAUCAGGAUGAGAGAAGAGCGUUGCUGGAGAGGUGUAUAAAAAGUGAGGGAGAAAUUGAAAAGCUUCAAGCCAAACUUGUAGAAAUGAAGAAAAAGCUGGACAACACUACUGCUGCAAUGCAGGAACUUGGCCGAGAAAACCAGUCGUUACAGAUCAAACACACCCAAGCUCUCAACAGGAAGUGGGCAGAAGACAAUGAGGUACAGAAUUGUAUGGCCUGUGGAAAAGGGUUUUCAGUGACAGUGAGAAGGCAUCACUGUAGACAGUGUGGGAAUAUCUUUUGUGCCGAGUGCUCAGCAAAGAAUGCCUUAACUCCUUCUUCUAAGAAGCCUGUCCGAGUCUGUGACACUUGCUUUAAUGACUUGCAAGGAUAACUGGCCAUCGUGAGUGACAAAGAAAUGUUACACUAAAAUUUAUAAUUUCUGUUGAUGCACUUCGUUCAGCACUCAGACUACUAUUUAGUUUGGACAAUGAUUGUAACACUUGGCAAAAUUUAGUAUAUUUUAAAAUGUUUAUUGAUACCAAGUAAAACUAUUGUAUUUUUUGUGAGACAUGGGCUCAGAUCAUCCAUAGCUUAUUGCCAUUUAUCCUGGAAAGAGCUUCUAUGUCUAGAUUAGAAAUACCCAGUUAUUUGUAAAUAAAGUUUAAACAGAGGAGUAA